Betta splendens (Siamese fighting fish) is the source of this 941-nucleotide messenger RNA. Its product is annotated as achaete-scute homolog 5. The coding region runs from base 193 to 675 and encodes 160 amino acids. The record is from RefSeq and is a predicted model, not a curated record. Lineage: Eukaryota; Metazoa; Chordata; Actinopteri; Anabantiformes; Osphronemidae. Gene Ontology annotation, biological process: regulation of transcription by RNA polymerase II; developmental process. Gene Ontology annotation, molecular function: RNA polymerase II transcription regulatory region sequence-specific DNA binding; protein dimerization activity; DNA-binding transcription factor activity, RNA polymerase II-specific. The transcript has 2 exons.
CCUGAAGUCACCACAUUAAUGAGGUCUAGCCUGUUACACCUGGGGGGCGGAGCUUCAGCAGGUAGAUCCUGAGGUUUCCUUUGUGCAGCUUUAGUCAGAGUGAACAGGCGAGACACUGCAGCUGCAACGUGAGGUGCUGGAUGAUGAACCCUUCCUGUGGCCUGUGGAGUCUUUAGCUGCUGCUACUGGCACAUGAUGAGCUCAACCUUCUCUCCUCCAGCCGUGGAACAGCGCCAUGCUGGGCUCACAGAGGGACACCACGGCGCCUCUCAGUCCAGCACGCUGCCCUUCCUCCUUUACCCACGGAGCGUGGAGUCCGUGGGGCUGGGCCUGUACAAUGGGCCACUGAGGGGUUCCGGGCUCCUGCCCUAUCUGACCCCCUUCCACCACCACGGCCACUUCAGUGUAUACGAGUGUCCGUUUGAACCCGCGUUCAUCCAGAAACGGAACGAACGAGAGCGUCAGAGGGUGAAGUGUGUGAACCAAGGCUACGCCAAACUGAGGGACCACCUGCCGGGUCAGAGCGCCGAUAAACGGCUCAGUAAGGUGGAGACGCUGAGGGCCGCCAUCAGCUACAUCAAAUACCUGCAGCGGCUGGUGGAGCUGGAGGACAGGACACCCCGAACCUUGUCUCCCCCAGGCCACUGUGGAGGCGACUCUGGCUUCAGGUGCUGAAGGCAGAUGGCACUGCGGGGGGUAAAGCCAUCCUGAUCCUCCUCGCUACAGACCGAACCAAGAGUCCAGUUUAGAAUAUCAGAGGACGAGCUACAGCUGGACUUUUACUUCAUGUGACCUGUGCAAACAAACACUUUUCUCUGUGAUCAAGCUGCUGCAGGUGGACGACACUGGGCCACUGCUGCAGCUCCUCCUACUGGAAAGGGCCCAAUGACAAACACCAGAGGAAGGAAAAUGAAAAAAAACUGCAGUUUAACUUUGCUUUU